AUGCAGCAUAGUAAUUAUGAUCUUUUUGCCGAAGACCCGUUAUCUUGGUUUAGAUGCGGGGCAAAAACGAAGCGCGCGCAGUGUUCAGGCAUACGCCGCGCCGGCCACACGCUGCCGAUGAACCAUACUCAGAAGAUGUCUCCACGCACACUUGUCGUUCUGGUCGCUAUAGCCUGCUUGUAUCAGGCAGCGGCCAAGCCCGUGCGACGCACGCUCACCUUUAACAUGUUCGUGCUCAAGCCAAAAGAGGGUGCACCGGAGCGAACAAUCCUUACAACCGACGGCGUUUCAAGAUUCGGCCCCAUUAUCGAAUAUUUGGUCCAACGCAUUCAAGGUUUGAUGUCUGUUAGAAAUCCGCCGGAGCAUUUAGGAAGCUUUCACUCACUGCCUAACACAGAUGAGGGUGAUGUGACUGAGAAUGAAAUUGACAGCGUUCAAUCUAGGAUGCCUGGGAUUGCUGUUAGGCCUUCUUUAACAAAGCCUGGAACGUACGAAGUGGAUAUCGACGUUGUUGUAGAUGACGGACAACCAAACUACAAUAAAAAUAAUUGA
Molecule: messenger RNA, 552 nt
Organism: Parnassius apollo (apollo)
Lineage: Eukaryota; Metazoa; Arthropoda; Insecta; Lepidoptera; Papilionidae
Source: the annotation of a GenBank genome assembly